AUGGCUACCCUCCAACAGAAGCACGAUUGGGCCGACGAUGACGAGCUCGAGGAGACCUCCACCGAACUCCCGCCCCCCCAGAAGAUCACCAACAAGGAUGGCAGCACGACCAUCAUCGAGUACCGCCUGAACGACAACGGCCAGAAGGUCAAGACUACACGACGCAUCCGCUACAUCACCCACCGCGAGGUCGUCAACCCCCGCGUCGCCGACCGCAAGUCGUGGGCCAAGUUCGGCCUCAGCGCCAAGGACGGCGCCGGUCCGGCCCCCGACACCACCUCGGUCGGCGAGAACAUCAUCUUCAAGCCUUCCUUCAACUGGCGCCAGGACGCCAAGGACGAGAGCAAGGACCCCAACGCCCAGGCCAUGAAGGACAAGCUGAAGGACAAGAAGGUCAAGUGCCGUAUCUGCAACGGCGAGCAUUUCACCGCCCGCUGUCCCUACAAGGACACCAUGGCCCCUAUCGGCGAGGCCGGCGCUGCCGCCGACGCCGCCGCUUCUGCUGCUGAUGAGGCUGCUGCCGCUUCCCAGGGCACGGCGGGUGCUGGCAAGAAGGGCUCGUACGUGCCACCUGCGCUGCGUGGCGCCGGCGGUGCUGCGGCUGCUGGAGAGAGGAUGGGCGGCAAGUACGGCGAGCGCGACGAUCUCGCCACUCUCAGAGUUACCAACGUCUCCGAGAUGGCCGAGGAACAAGAGCUUCGCGAUAUGUUCGAGCGGUUCGGUCGCGUCACUCGUGUCUUCCUUGCCAAGGAUCGCGACACGGGUCUUGCCAAGGGCUUCGCUUUCAUCAGUUUCGCGGAUCGUAGCGACGCUGUCAAGGCUUGCGCCAAGAUGGACGGUUUCGGUUUCAGGCAUUUGAUUCUCAGGGUCGAGUUCGCGAAGAAGGCUGCGUAA
Molecule: messenger RNA, 894 nt
Organism: Sordaria macrospora k-hell
Lineage: Eukaryota; Fungi; Ascomycota; Sordariomycetes; Sordariales; Sordariaceae
Cellular component (GO): eukaryotic translation initiation factor 3 complex; cytoplasm
Molecular function (GO): RNA binding; translation initiation factor activity
Source: RefSeq, a predicted model, not a curated record